This is a messenger RNA of Parus major (Great Tit), 9656 nucleotides long. Its product is annotated as SAM and SH3 domain-containing protein 1. The transcript is spliced from 20 exons. NCBI's taxonomy places the organism in Eukaryota, Metazoa, Chordata, Aves, Passeriformes, Paridae. The coding region runs from base 1157 to 5686 and encodes 1509 amino acids. Gene Ontology annotation, molecular function: protein binding. The record is from RefSeq and is a predicted model, not a curated record.
AGAUCUGCGGGCGGCGCAUCAGGCGCCUCCGGGGUAGAGGAGAGGGAGGACCCGGGCGGGGAGCACCGCUCCGGGUACCGGUGGCCGGGAAGGGAGAGCUCCGCCGGCAUCCGGGGAAGGCGGGGGCAGCGCCGGUGACCUGCCACAGAUCGGCUCAUCCGCCGCCGCCGGAGGAUGCACGAAGCGCCGGCCGCCCGCACGGUCCCGCCGCCGCCGCCUCCUCCCCAGGGCGGCUGCGGGCAGCGGCGGGAGCGCCAGCGGAGAUAAGGGAACGCGGGGAAAGUUGUGCGGGCCGGGCGUAGGGCUGCGUGCCCCGCUGGGGCAGGAGGGCUCCGCCAGCAUCAGCGCGGGGAAAGUGGGGUUGGAAAGCAUUUUCUGGUCUCGCUGCCAGCGAAGCGCAUUUAACCAGCAUUACGGGGAUGAAGGGAAACUGGGAAAGUAACUCGGAAAAGUGAGUGGGAUUUUUUUUUUAUUUUUUUUUUUUUCCUUCCCUCUGUUUUGCUCCUAAUCCGAAAAGAGCCGUUUAAAAGGAAAGCAAAAGCCGCCGUGUGCGCCCGCUGCUGGGAGAGGCACGGGAGAGGAGGCACUGCACACCGGCACCCCUGCCCACGCUGGGCGAGGGUGCGGGAUCCUGCGCUCGGCUCUCCCCCGACACCAUCGAGUACCAAAGCAGCUACUUAGAGUAAACAGAUUCAUCAUACGACAGAGCGCAGGAAGGUGAGACAGAAGCAGAAACAGAAACUAACACUGAAAGGAAGAAAGCAAAAAAAAGACAGCGACUGCGAAUUACUUCCAGAGAAAGUGGGUGGAUGUUGUGCAGCAGCGACCUGGGAUUUUAGGGGAUGCACCCUUAUAUUUUGCUUCUCUCUAGUCUGAGCCUCUCUUCUCCGGUGGCAGAAAGCGGCUGUACUUGGUACAAGAGGAGGAAUAAGCAGGAGAGGUUCGCUCAGCAGUGCUUGCGGUGCCCUACUGAUCUGCUUUAAGGAUUGAUUUUAUUUUUUUUUUUCUUUUACUGGUGGAUGUUUUCUUGACCUUGGUUUUGAGACCUCUUACUUGCAUCACAGUUUUUCUGGCUUUAUUUCCUUUGGCGAAAAGUGGAAAGGGGGAGGCUGGCUUGGGUGCUGAAAGUUGCAAUCGUUGUUAUUUUGGAGCCAGCAUGUGCACCAACAUAGUCUACGAGUGGCUGAAGACCCUGCAGCUCCCUCAGUACGCGGAGUCCUUCGUCGAUAAUGGCUACGACGACCUGGAGGUCUGCAAGCAGAUCGGCGACCCGGACCUGGAUGCCAUCGGCGUGGCCGUGCCCCACCACCGGCGCCGAAUCCACGAAGCCGUGCGGCGGCUGAAGGAGGCGGACGAGAAGGCGGCGGGGCUCUACUUCACCCUGGAGCCGCCGCCGCCGCCGCCCCCCGCCCCCGCCGGGCGCUGCCCCCGCCGGGCUGGGGGGCCGGAGGAGCCCCGGAGGGGGGCGGCCCCCAGGGCCCGGCCCGGCGGGCGGAGGGGGGCGGCCGGGGGCGGGGGGCUGGUCGCGUACCCCAGGCUGAAGCUGAAGAUCAUGAUCCGGGACAAGCUCAUCCGCGACGGCAUCAACCUGAGUAAACCGCCCUACUCCAACAAGGAUGGGUCACUGGGAAAUAUUGAUGAUCUGGCACAGCAGUAUGCAGACUACUAUAACACCUGCUUCACAGAUGUGUGUGAGAGGAUGGAAGAGCUGCGCAAGCGGAGGGUUUCCCAAGACCUUGAUUUGGAGAAACCUGAUGCCAGCCCCACAUCUCUACAGCUGAGAUCCCAGAUUGAGGAGUCGCUUGGUCUCAGUAGCACCGCAUCAACACCUGACACUGAAAGAAAGCUCUCCAUUCAUAAAUCAAGUUCAGAAGAAGGCUCUGUAGGGAAAGCAGACUGGAAAAAGAAAAAUAAGUUUUUUUGGCAGAAUUUCCGAAAGAACCAGAAAGGACUGAUGAGGCAGACUUCAAAAGGAGAGGAUGUCGGUUAUGUGGCCAGUGAGAUCACAAUGAGUGAUGAGGAGCGGAUCCAGUUGAUGAUGAUGGUGAAAGAGAAGAUGAUCACCAUUGAGGAAGCACUUGCUAGGCUGAAAGAGUAUGAAGCUCAGCACAGGCAGUCGGGCCCUGUAGAUGCUGCAGAAUGGCCUGAUGGUUCUUAUUCGACACUUGAUGGGUCUUCCAAUUGUAAUUCAAGAGAACAAUCCGAUGAUGAAACAGAGGAGUCGGUGAAGUUUAAGAGGUUGCACAAGCUGGUGAAUUCUACUCGCAGAGUCAGGAAGAAACUCAUAAGAGUUGAAGAAAUGAAAAAACCCAGCACAGAAGGUGUGGAAGAGCAUUCACUUGACAACUCUCCUAUUCUGGAUGACAGAUCAGCACUUUACUCUGGAGUUCACAAGAAGCAAUUCUACUUUGACAGCUCCUGUGAAAAGCAGCCAGAGGAUGACUCGGACUCACUUACUACAUCUCCCUCAUCCAGCAGUCUCGAUACGUGGGGAGCUAACCGGAAGCUGGUGAAGACCUUCAGCAAAACCGAUAGCCGUGGCCUUAUCAAGCCUCCCAAGAAACUUGGGACAUUUUUCUCUUACCCAGAAGAGGAGAAGUCCCAGAAAGUUUGCCGCUCCUUGACAGAUGGGGAAAUGAAGAAGAGCCUUGGCUCACUGAGCCAUGGGGUAAGUACAGAAAGCAUUUGCUUUUAUGACAGCAACAGGCACAAGCACCAUCUUCUGGUGUCCCUGGAGGAGAUUCAGAGUGUAAGGAAGCAGAUCCGAUUGAAGAAAAUGGAUACUAACUAUUCCUGUUCCAGAGCUUUUCUCUGCCAGCGCCCUGCUAGGAAAGGAGCAUCCCCCACAACUUGCGACCUGCAAUUACUGCGGCACAAAACGAAAGGGGGUGGAGGUUGUGGCUUCCCAAACAGAAGGCUACGAGGGCGCACCUCUGUCAGCGAGUUCAAUAUUACCUAUGUGGUGGAGAGAAGCCUGUACAGUCACCUCAACCUCUCACAGCUGGUGCGUCCCGUUACUGACAGGACCCUGAGCAAGGCCGACAAGCAGGACCUGAGGAGAUGCCUGCUGGAGGAGGAUGAGGAGGCCAAGAGGAAGUGGGCUGCUACAGUGGAUCGCUGUACUAAAAGGGUUCUCUUGAGAAUCCACCAAAAGUCUAGAACCUGUAGCUUUGGAGGCUUUGAUUUGACAAAUCGUUCCCUUCACAUUGGAAGCAGUUCUGACCAAAUGGGCAAAGAAGGAGACUUUGUUUAUAAAGAAGUGAUCAAAUCACCCUCUGCCUCCCGUAUAUCUCUGGGCAAAAAGGUGAAGUCUGUAAAAGAAACCAUGAAGAAAAGGAUGUCAAAAAAAUACAGCAGCUCUUUGUCUGAGCAGGAGUCCAGCCCUGGGAUCAUGCCGGGUUCCCCGCAGUCACCACCACCAGACACUGACUCCCUGGACAAACCCAAGCUGAAAGCUGGUGGCUCAGUGGAGAGCCUGAGGAGUUCCUUAAGUGGUCAGAGUUCAAUGAGUGGUCAGACAGUGAGUACAACAGAUUCCUCAACCAGCAACAGGGAGAGUGUGAAAUCAGAAGACGGUGAUGAUGAAGAGCCUCCUUACAGAGGACCUUUUUGUGGAAGAGCCAGGGUUCACACUGAUUUUACUCCGAGUCCUUAUGAUACAGAUUCUCUGAAGCUCAAGAAAGGUGACAUCAUUGAUAUAAUCAGCAAACCCCCCAUGGGCACUUGGAUGGGUCUGUUGAACAACAAAGUUGGCACCUUCAAAUUUAUCUAUGUGGAUGUGUUAAAUGAAGAGGAAGAGAAGCCAAAGCGGCCCACCAGGAGACGUCGAAAAAGCCGACCACCCCAGCCCAAGUCAGUUGAGGAUCUCUUGGAUCGCAUCAAUUUGAAGGAGCACAUGCCCACUUUUCUGUUUAAUGGUUAUGAAGAUCUGGAUACCUUUAAGCUUUUAGAAGAAGAAGAUUUGGAUGAACUGAACAUCCGAGAUCCUGAGCACAGAGCUGUUCUCCUCACAGCAGUGGAACUUCUUCAGGAAUAUGAUAGUAACAGCGACCAGUCAGGAUCUCAGGAGAAACUUCUCAUUGAAGGCCAAGGCCUAACCGGAUGCUCUCCUCGGGAUUCUGGCUGCUACGAAAGCAGUGAAAACCUGGAGAACGGUAAAACUCGAAGGACCUGUCUUCCGCCCUCAAAAUCAGCAAGUGAGCAUAGCUUUAGGGAUUUCAGCAGAAACCAGCUAUCAGAUUACCCCACGCUUCCACUGACCAAGUCAAUAGAAACUCUGCAGCCAGGGGAAAAAGAGAGCCGGCUGGGGCGUGCCCAUCGUGCUCUAAAGAGCUCUGUCAAGCCUCCGGCCGUCACGGGUCUGAAGAAGAACCGCAGAAGUUUACCAGUUGCUGUGUGUCGAAGCUAUGAAACUCUGGAUGGCCCUCAGGGUGUAGAUACAUGGCCAAGAUCUCACUCACUGGAUGAUCUCCAGGGAGAACCCACUACUAACUUACAGGACACUACCAAGAAAGUAGGUUCUUUUCCUCAGGAUUCACUGGAUAUAGCUAAAAAGGCAAGUGUCUCUGCCUUGCCGCCUCAGUCUCAUGGAGGCAGCUGUAAGGCAGAUGAUGUCAUGGCUAAGCAGGGCAAAGGAGCUGCUAAUUCUCAGAAGGGAAGAGCUAAGGAACUGAACUGCUCUGUAGCAGAGACUGCAGGUGGAAAACCUGCUCUGUUCCCCCUGAAAAACUGUGAAGCUCAGCCUGCCUUAGUGAUGCAUCAUGCAACAAGGACACCUCUGGAAAUACAGAGUAAAGGUUUUCAUGACCUUGCACAGGCUGAUUAUGCUCCAGUCCUCAAGGGAGGUCUAGAAGCUGAACAAAAAAGCACAAAUGAGGCAAGAAUGCAACCAAAAAAUCCUUCUCAGCCUCCACCUGUCCCUGCCAAAAAAUGCCGAGAACGCCUUUCUAAUGGAUUAUAUCAUCCUCCCACGACCACAAGUGGAAACCACUCAAGUUUAGAAGCACCAUGUUUGCCGGUAAAAAAGACCAGCUCAUCCACUCCCAUUGAUUGUCAUGGAGUACCUGUCCAUAGGACAUCUUCUGAACAGGAGCCCAGUAGCCCUCCUAGCCCACUGCCACCCUGGCUGUCGGAGCUCCCAGAGACUGCUAGUGUUCAGCAGCACGUGGUAAAGCUCGGGCCUGCAUCAGCAAGGAAAGUCUCUUGCAGCAGAGGAAUGGAUCUGGAAAUGGUGAUAGAAAACAAGCUGCAGUCUGAAGACAUUGAUCUUACUGAAGAACCGUACUCAGACAAGCAUGGUCGCUGUGGCAUUCCUGAGGCUUUGGUACAGAGGUACUCUGAAGACUUGGAGCAGCCUGAAAAGGAUGUGGCUACAAACAUGGACCAAAUCAGGGUAAAGCAGCUGAGGAAGCAGCAUCGCAUGGCGAUUCCAAGUGGAGGACUCACAGAAAUUUGCCGUAAACCUGUAUCCCCAGGACUCAUCACCUCUGUAUCUGACUGGCUGAUUUCCAUUGGUCUGCCUAUGUAUUCCAGCCUGCUCACGGAAGCAGGAUUCAACACACUGAGCAAAGUGCCUUCUCUGUCACAAACUUGCCUUCAAAAAGCUGGCAUCACAGAGGAAAGGCACAUAAGCAAGCUCCUGGCAGCAGCAAGACUCUUCAAACCUCUUGAUCCAGAGGCAAUUUAACAUGCUCCAUAGUGUGACAUUGCCUGGUUGAGAAUCCACUGCUUCUUCCUGCACCAGUAUCACUCUAAUUACUUCAUGUAGCUAAAGGGAUCAAGGAAGUGGCUCCCCAGGACAGGCAGAUAUCUUCUUCAGAGGAUAUGAAAGUCUUUGGCAAUUGAAGGAGAAGAGAGGCAACCACCAGGUAACAUAGAUGUGGUACUUCCCUCCCCGCUCACUCCCAUCUGAAGUAUUCCUGUUUCAUAAACCGCACAGGGUUGGCCUGAGAAUCAGACAGCUUCACAGAAUUAAGGGACCCUUGCACAUUUUCCUCGAGUUUCUGAUAGUGAUGCUAGUAACAGGUCUUCUGUACACCUAGGUUCUAGGUACCUGAAAUCCUAGAGACCAGGUACAAAUCAAGGUGCAAAUUCCAGUAGAACCUGUUUGGCAAAUGUCUUUUGUUUAUUUUAGCAGUCUAGAGCAAACACAAAGCCCUCAGUCAUCUUUACUGUUGCUUGGUGUAGGUCCCAGUUGCCACGAAGCCUUUAGCUAGGCUGAAGUUGAUGGACUGAAAUUAGUUUUCAGUAUGGUCCAUCUAUGUCACUUCAAUGCAACUAACCCAUGAAGAGUCAGAAAGCUUCUUUUUAUUUGUACAGAGCUGAGGUAAUUUUUAUAACUGCUUUCUAGCAAUCAGCUUUUUUAUUUGCCUUAAAAUAAGCUUUUAAGCAGUUACCUAGUGUUCACUUUACCUGUAUUCACAUUUCCCAAGCCUUGUUUCAACUUAAGUUGCAUUUAGGGUGAUUUCCAGCUGAAGUUAGCUUCUAUAAAAUGCCUCAUCAUAACAUCUCCUGUGUUAUAGAGGUCCUUUUACAAAUGCAGGGUUAUGCUAGGUUUUGGUUGUCAGGUUAACUCCUUGUUCACUACAGUCUGCAUUUACUGUUGUUACUAAACUAUUCCAAGAUAUACUGCCUUGUAUAUAUGUAACUGCUUUUCAUUUUAAUCAUAUUCUGUGUACUGUGUUAUAUUGUCAAUCAUUAUGCUGCAGCUUUGACUUGGUAUCCUGACCAUAUUGAUUCCAAACAGUGGGUUUCUGCAAAUGAAAAUUCACUUGCAUUGAAAAAGUAAAUUGUGUCCCGUAGAAAUCAUUAGACCCAGUAAUUCCAUUGCAUGGACAAGAAAAUUCCCAGAUAGUCUUAUGAAUAACACUGUGAUUUUUAAAACAGUUGAUAUCCCUCACCACUGCAUUACUAUUACCUCUCACUGGAAAAGAGUAUUGUUCUGGCAAAUGUGAUGAACGAUUUUUCAUGAUGCAGUGAUAUUUUUCUGCCUAACUCCAUGUGAAACGUUCCAGUCACAUAUGUGACUAAUGACAGAUUUUAUUUUUCUAUAUUGGGUACACCUUUUAUAUACCAAAUACAAAUGAUCAUGAAUAGCACAUAACCAGCUUUUUCUUUGGGGUCUAUAUACAGUGUGUCCUUCAGCUUCUUGUAGUGCAAAUGCCCUGUGGAAGACAAAGCCAGCUUAGUCUGGCAGGUAAAGGGAGAUAAAAUAGAAACCUGGGCACAGGCCGGGAUGUGUGGCUGUUUCCAAUAUCAGUUCUGACAACAAUUUACUGUAUAAAACCAGACAAAGCAUUUCACUGUUUGGUGCCCCAAUUAUCCCAGUCUCAUACUGAGCUAAUGACUUCUGAUAAAAUGCUGUCAGAUUGAUGAAUGAAAGAUUUGGUUAUUCCAUGAUUCCUUACUAUAUCUGGCCCUUUCAUGCUCAUGUUCUAAGUGUAUGAAUAUGCAUUUUACUACAGAUGAUAACUGUUUUUCCUCCUGGUAGAAUUGAUAGCUGUUAGGUAUACUUCCCACAUUUCGUAUUUCACCAGUGUCUACUGCACACCAUUACAUGAAGGCAACUAAGUCACUGAUGCAACUUGAAAUUGUUCUCAAGCAAAGCUGUGUAAUGUUCUCCUUGGUGUCUGAUAAGCAGCAUGUUCUGAUAUGACAGUAUCAGGAGACAUUGAGCAGCCAUGUUUUGUACAGCUGGUGAAAAUCUGUGCAGCCUCACCUUGAGUCCUGUGUGCAGUUUUGGGCACCAGAAGUGACAUUAAGCUAUUGGGGAGCAUCCAAAGGAGGACCACGAAGAAGGUGAAGGGUCUGGAAGGGAAACUUUGGGAGGGGCAGCUGAGUCUGUUCAGCCUGGAGGAGACUGAGGGGAGACCUCAUUGCAGUCUCAACAUCCUCAUGAGAGGAAGCUGAGGGGCAGGUACUGAUCUCUUCACUCUGGUGACCAGAGACAGGACCCAAAGGAAUGGCCUGAAGCUGAGUCAGGGGAGGUUUUAGGUUAAUCAGGAAAAGGUUUUUCACCCAGAGGGUGGUUGGGCACUGGAACAGGCUCCCCAGGGAAGUGGUCACAGCACCAAGCCUGACAGAAGAGACGUCAAGAGAUGUUUGGACAGUGAUCUCAGGUAGAUUGUGUGACCCUUGGGGAUGGUGCUGUGUGGAGCCAGGAGCUGGACUCAAUGGGUCCCCUUUUGUAGCUCAGUAUAUUCUAUGAUUCUAACAGAAAAAAAAAAAAAAAAAAAAAGAAAAGUAAAGAAUUGUGUUUUUUCAAUAAUUAUUAUUUUUCUCUUGUUCCUCUCUGAGGCUUACAUGGUGACUAUCAGUAAGCAGGAGAUAGAGUAUCAAGACUUCCUCGGAUUGUUGGCAGAACAGAGUAGAAGUGGACAGCAGUUAUAUUGGAGCAAGGGAAAAGUCCAAGCUGACUAUAGCAAUAAAAAAAGAAACAAAUUCCCUUGUGUUGCAGGGAAGACAAGUCAUAUAAUAAAGCUCUCCCAUAUUAAUCACUUUCCCCUCUCUUAAUAACACAAGGAGAGUUUAGGGAAUAAGCUGGACCUGUUUGCCAAACUCUCUUUGUAAAUCCAUUAUUUUAAAAUGAUUAUGUGACCCAGGGAAACCAAAUCACACCCAUCAGGACUGGAGUGAGCAGUUUGAGAUUUAUGAGUUUUAAUAUUUGUUUUGUUUUCUUUUAAAGAAUGUGCUUUGUGGUCUUGAAUUACAAUUUUAGUUUAUAAUCUAAUCUAAAAAAAGCCUUAAGCUUCUCAGUGUUUGAGCUUCCCUGCUGUGGUUUCAGUGACCUGUGGCAUUCCCCAAGCAGGUGAGGGUGGUGCAUUACGAGAGCCAUAACCUCUUGCAUCUUCUUGCAACCUUCAGUGCUCUAAGCAAAAAGUUCACUCAUUAACUCUUGGAAAGCACAGAAGAAACCUGCUGCUGGAAUCCUCAUCUGCUCUGCUCAGGCUCGCCAUGUUAAGUAUCUACCCAUUGUAUCUUAGUAACUCAAACAGCUAUUUAACAAUAGAAGCAGCAAGCCCAAAAUAUUACCAAAUGCCAUCAUACUCAUAUGCUUUGAUCAAUAACCCGCUGUUGCUACCCAGGUGGCAAUUCCCCGUGCUCUUGUAUGAGCCUGGCUGUGGAUGCAGACUGGGAGCAUGAUCAGAAGCAUUAAACAUUGCAUUACCCAAACAGACCAUCAUGUCUAAGAGCAGCAAUAGUGGUCGAUUCACUAAGUCACAGCUGUGCAGUUGUACUGUAUUAUUUUUAGAAUAAAUAAUACUUUCAGUCCAAGAUACUUUUAGCAUUAAUUGACACCCUUUGGGGAAUCAAAAGUGUCAAGCAAGUUAUGUAACAACUAACAAAGUUGCACUUUCUGUAUAUGAAAUCAAUAUUUAAAUAACUUAUUUUUCUCCAUUUGCUGUUCUUAAAUGAUGUAAGUAGCUGUAAUAUACCAGUACUCAAUAUGUCCUGCAGUUUGCUUCAACCCAAGAAAGCCGUGUAUUGUAAAGAAAAAAAAAAAAACAACAAAAUAUGAAUGUGUAAAGAUUAUUGUGCUGUUUCAUUUAGCAAAAAAUAUGGUUGACAAAAGGGUUUUCCUGUGUAUCAAAACUUGUCUAUAAUUAUAUGUCAUACUGUUCAUAGAUAAAAAGUAAAUAAAUUUCCAUGAUCUCUCU